Messenger RNA from Aphis gossypii (cotton aphid), 3047 nucleotides. Its product is annotated as polypeptide N-acetylgalactosaminyltransferase 13-like. Gene Ontology annotation, cellular component: Golgi apparatus. Lineage: Eukaryota; Metazoa; Arthropoda; Insecta; Hemiptera; Aphididae. The coding region runs from base 917 to 2794 and encodes 625 amino acids. The transcript has 12 exons. The record is from RefSeq and is a predicted model, not a curated record.
CCCACGCCGAACGGGCCGCCGCAUACGGUCCUGGUCCUCAGAACGCGGCUUGUCCCGUGAAUAUUGUAAUAUUCGAUCACUUCCGGCCGAUAAAUAUUGUAAUUCAUGUCAAUAACAAUUGUUAUUCCGUCGUCGGAACCGUGAAGAUUAUCGCGGUUGUGUAAAAUUAAUAUGCAAUUAUCGACAGCACCGGAAGUAGGUGCAAUGCGACCGGCGAUUGAAGUAACCCGCCGCCAAUUUUCUCAACAGAUGAAGACCGAGAACAGAGAUCGUUCGCUCAUGGGACACUGGUUGUUUCGUCGGCCGUUCGAGCGGAGCGCGUGCCAAACGCCAAGAACCGUCUUCGAUGUUGACCGUCGAAGGACGUCGUCGUCGCCUACUCGCCUCUGUCCGCACGAGUCUCUACGAGUCUCUUUUUUAUAAUCUCCGUCUUCUAUCGUGUAUAACCGCUCUGGUAUAUUAAAAGUUUACCAAAGAUACCAAAACCAAUCACAGCAAGAGAUUUUUAUGCGCGUAAACGCGAACGAGUCGUGGUUAUCCGCAUUUACGCGCGCGUAGCAAGAUGACAGAUCCGCGUACUGGUUUCUUACAGCAAUGACGAGACGACUAUUCGAAAAGAUUCCUGGGCUGGUGGACGCGCUCUUGUGCAGAUGGCGCUCUCGCGUAUCGACGGAGGAUGCCCGGAGACAUCGUCUGCGACUACGUCAAGGCUACCAUAUAUUAUACCAGUUACCACCUCCACCACCAAAAUAGCCACUACCACAGCAACCGAUCUUUAUCAACAAUAAUGUUAUUGUCACCGCUAUGAUUUCAAUGAUCUAGUUAAACGUCGACGCCACCGUCCACAGUUGUCCGGUGGUUCGCGUGGGAUGCGCCCCAAGUCAAUUUUGUCGUAUUUGUCUUCGUUUCCGUCAUCAUGGUGGUCGUGGGUUGUCGCAGAAGGAUUCGUCGUGGACUACCGUGGGCGAUCGCUGUUAUAGUCACGUCGUGUUUGUUAUUGUGGUCAAAAAACGAAGAUCCCGUGGAUACGGUUGUCGACCAGGCUGCCGCCGAAGACGACGAUUGGGUGUCUCUAAGAUUAAAAAGAGACCAACAAGAAUUUAUUGAUCACAAAGGAUUGCAUGUAGUCGUUGGUCACUAUUUGGGGGACGCUAACAACGCGGGGACAAGUGCGAAUCUCACUGAUGAGUUACUCAAUCGAAACAUGUUCGAUCCAAAACCGAAGGAAGGACGCGAUGGAAAUCCGGUCAUUAUACCGCCUCAUAUGUCCUUACAGAUGCAAAAACUCUACAGAAUUAACAGGUUCAACCUGAUGGCCAGUGACCGAAUACCGUUGAACAGGUCGUUGCCGGACGUCAGAAAAAAAUCAUGUAGGCUGAAAAAGAUUGAUAUCGAUAAGCUUCCAUCUAGCACCGUAAUAAUUGUUUUCCACAACGAGGCUUGGUCGACGUUAAUGAGGACGGUUCAGAGCGUUAUAGAUCGUUCGCCAAAACAUUUGCUGAACGAGAUCAUUCUAGUUGACGAUGCCAGUACUCGAAAAUUUUUGGAAAAAGAAUUGGAUGAUUACGUUUCAAAAUUACCAGUUUUAACACGGAUAAUACGUUCACCGAAAAGGAUUGGUCUGAUUAAAGCGCGUUUGAUGGGAGCCAAGCAAGCUAAAGGCAAAAUAUUGGUGUUCUUGGAUGCGCACUGCGAGUGCACUUUAGGAUGGCUUGAAGCCUUAGUGAGUCGAGUGGCAGAGGAUCGGAAACGCGUAGUCUGUCCAGUGAUCGAUAUCAUAAGUGAUGAGACGUUUGCCUACGUCAGAAGUUUCGAAUUGCACUGGGGAGCUUUCAACUGGGACUUGCACUUUCGGUGGUACACACGGACUACACCUGAUAUAAUGAAAGGACAGCGGGAUAUCACUCAGGCGUUCAGAACACCGGCGAUGGCUGGGGGGUUGUUCGCCAUAGACAAGUCAUACUUUUUCGAAUUAGGUGGCUAUGAUGAAAGGAUGGAGAUUUGGGGUGGAGAAAAUCUAGAACUCUCAUUUAGGGUCUGGCAGUGUGGUGGCAGUAUUGAAAUAGCACCGUGUUCUCAUGUCGGGCACGUGUUUCGAAAAUCAUCUCCCUAUACGUUCCCUGGUGGUGUAUCUCAUGUACUGUAUACAAACUUGGCUCGUGUUGCAUUGGUUUGGAUGGACGAGUGGCAGGAGUUUUACUUCAAAUUCAACCCUGAAGCAGACAAGUAUCGCGAUGAACAGCAGAUUAGGACGAGGUUAGAGCUUAAAGACCGUCUGAAGUGCAAAGGAUUCAAAUGGUACCUAGAAAACGUGUGGCCGGAACACUUUUUGCCAACUGAUAAAAGGUUUUUUGGCAAGAUCAAACACAUGUUGUCGAACCGUUGUUUAGAAAAACCAUCUGGACGUGGUUCGCUGAAUCAGCCCAUGGGCCCUGUCGGAAUAAGAGGGUGCGACGUUCAGGGUCGUCCAUCCCUAUCGCUCAUGUUCGUUAUGGAACCGGACGAAGGGUUGGACUCCAGCGUGUGGUCGGGGUCCUUGAUGACCGACGAGUCUGUGUGUUUGGACACUCCCGAGCUGGAAGUGCUCGACGAAAUUGCACUGAAGGUCCGGAUUGUCGCUUGUACAGGUCAAAAACGGCAGCGUUGGAAAUACGAUGCCGAGACAAUGAACUUGGUUCAUAUACACACCGACUUGUGUCUGGACUUGCCUUCCAGUGAAUCCAGUGUUGUGCUCAAAAGUUGUGCUGAUCAAGCUAGUCAGAAAUGGAUUCUUGAACAAGUUCCGUGGAGAUAACUAUAGGCGUCGGUCUGUUAAACUAUCUCUCGUAUACAUCAAUAAUCGUAUUAUUUAACAGUCAUCAAUUAUGUAUGCGAUGUCUUAAGUUCCUGUAAAAUUGUUGAAUUUUGUUUUCAAACAAUUAUUUUUUAUUUUUUAUUUUUUUAUAUAAUAUUAAUAUUUGUUGUUUUAAUUUAUUUAUUACUGUAUUUACUUUAUUCACGACUUUAAAAUGAAUUACAUUAUAACAUUGACAAAGUGAUUAAUACAA